AUGCCUUAUAAAAUCAGCCGAAUGAAAAAUUCGCUCGAGAUAAAUGAAACCGAAGGUUCCUUAUUGGUGGAUGAGAGGAAAAGAUUAAGAAUAGGCGAGUUAUAUCGCUACAAGUUUUCCGUGAAUAAAGAUGUCCUUAAAGAACAAGGGCUAGAUGUAUCGCACCUAUUUAUGAGGAUCAAAAACGAGGAGAGCGCGCUUCUGCGACCGGUUUAUUUAACGGGACCAUAUUCAUUCUAUAUUGAUGUUAGGCCGCAUAACUACAAUGAGAAUCGUAAGUUUUCAGGAAAGGAAGCCAUCCCAUUUGUUGAGAAUCUAAAGCCAGAUGAAAGAUUCAAAGUAAAAAUAUUAUUGAAUGAGAAUUCCAGAGUUGGUGACAGUUCUUUUUAUUCAUGGACAAUAGACAUAAUUUCGCAGUUAGCGGUAAUCACGAUCCCGAGGCUGGAAUUUACGUUCAGGAUAGGGACUACAAGGAAGGUGGUCAAGAAAUCGAAUGGGCCCCUUAACAGUAUUGAAGGCGUUUCUUUGGAGAUGUGGGAUACUAAAACCCUCUGGGACUUACCACCAAAAUUUCCAGAAAAGCCAGUACAUCUUGUUAUUGUGACACAUGGUAUAUUUUCUAAUAUCGGGUGUGAUAUGCUAUAUAUGAAAGACAAAAUUGAAGAAAUGACGUUCCCUAUGGAUGAGUCUAUUAAUCCUAAUAUAAUUGUUCGAGGUUUUAUGGGCAACGUGGGGAAGUCAGGUCACGGCAUACAUUGCUUGGGUGUUAGAGUUGGAAAGUAUGUGCUUAAGACUGUUGAUGAAUUGAAUAAAAAGUACGAGGUGGAUAGGAUAUCAUUCAUUGGCCAUUCCCUGGGGGGGCCAACUCAAUCAAUGGCAGUUCGUUACAUAACUGUCAAAAGACCAGAUUUCUUUGAUACUGUGAAAGGUGUUAAACCCGUUAAUUUUAUUACGCUAGCUAGUCCUUUUAUUGGUGUCAUUGGCGAUUUCCCCUUUUAUUUGUCUGUCCCACUUGAUAUGGGCGCCCUUGGUUUGACAGGAAGGGAUUUGAAUUUGAAAUAUACACCUUUAACGUCCAAGGAUGGGUUGUAUGCAGAUGAUGAAGCGUGCCCGGAACAUUCCAAGUACAUAUUAGAAAUUCUUCCACAGGCACCGGCCAAGAAAAUAUUCGAAUCUUUUCAAAGGAGAACCGUAUAUGCCAACGUCAUGGAUGAUGGCAUCGUUCCAUUACGAACUGCUGCACUUUUGUAUUUAGAUUGGCGAGGCAUACAUCAAGUUCAGAAAAUCAGGAAAAAAAAUAAGAAUUUUCCAACUUCUGGCGAGUAUGUAUCCUCCGACAGCCCAGAGAGUAGUGCAGCAUCGUCGCCUUCUAACGAAAAUGAUAAUAACGUUGGGGAGAUUCCCGCAGAAAGUCCAAAUAAAAAAGCGACCUUGCAGUGGACCUUACCCCAGGCUGUUAUACACGGAGGUAAGAUAAAUAAAUAUAAAAGGGGCCAAACUAAUGAGGCCAACUCAGAUUUGGAUAGCGAACAAGGAGUAGUCCUUGAUGGCCAAAAGUUCGAACCUCCAAAAGAAGCUAAUACUGUAUUGUCUGCGUUAUCAGUCCUAACAGCCGCCGUACCAAAUCAGGAAUAUAUCAAAGAUCCAGCCGUAAGAAAAGAUGAAAUCAUCCAUGACAAACUUUAUCACCCAGAAGAAUUGCCUCCUCCACAUUAUGAAAAUAGGCCUAUCGUUAAAAAGCUUAUAUAUCCUAAUGAGAGUGUCAAUAGGAUCCAAGAGCGCAUUGCUAGGGAAUGGCAAGAAACGAUGACUUGGAGGAAAGUAUUAGUACAAAUCCAGCCAGAUUCUCAUAAUAAUAUCGUAGUAAGAAGAAGAUUUGUUAAUUUAUACGGUUAUGUUGCUGUCGAACAUAUGGUUGAGCACCAUUUCGGUACUAAGGCUUGCAGCGAGCUGGCUGAUGAUCCAAAUGAGCCAAAAGAUGAGCCAAACCAACCAGAGCAACCGGACCUGUCGAAUGAGACUAGCGAGGGGAGAAAAUCAAAUAGCAUGGAAAAUAUCGCAUAA
Molecule: messenger RNA, 2064 nt
Organism: Saccharomyces paradoxus
Lineage: Eukaryota; Fungi; Ascomycota; Saccharomycetes; Saccharomycetales; Saccharomycetaceae
Product: putative hydrolase
Exons: 1
Coding region: 1-2064 (687 amino acids)
Molecular function (GO): monoacylglycerol lipase activity
Source: RefSeq, a predicted model, not a curated record